ACAGAGAAUGAAAGCGGCAUCAAAUAGUGUCUCGUCGGCCGGAGGAUCAGUGUCACCUACGACAACCCAGCCACCACUACCACCAGGGCAGUCGUCACAUCCUCAAAUCUACGAUCAACAGAUGCAGUACUACUUCGCGGCUGCCAUGCCGAACCAGCCAAUGGCGACGUAUGCGGCACAAAAUGGAUCUUCUCAACAGUACGCCCCAGCGGCUCCAUAUUAUCAAGAUGCCAACGGACAGUAUGUGCAGGUUCCCGCGAACGGAUCAAUGGCUCCUCAACAGCACAUGAUGGUUUCUGGUCAACCGUAUCUCUAUAUGGCUCAACCACAACAAGGAGCUCAGCAAGUCAUGCAGUCAGGACAACCACAGCUCAUCUAUUAUCAACAAUCAAUGGCUCCACAAGCGGCUCCAAUGUACUUCCAUCCUAUGCAAGCCGCACCGAUGCUUCCAGAACAAAUGGGUGUGAUGCCACAUACGCAGCCGGCAAUUCCACCUCAACAACAGCCAAGACAAGUGGGAGUGGAGAUUAGUAGCACACGCACAGCUCCAUUGACCUCGUCUACUCCUCUUCCAACAAGUCUCGAAUACGAGACUGUUCAGCGUGAUAAUCGCAACAGGAACAUCCAAUUCAGAUAUCAUCGUGUUAUGGAGCAUGACGAGUUGCCGAUCGAUGAGAUCUCAAAGAUCACCCUUGACAAUCACAACGAUGACACGAUGAGCGCUGAAAAGGAAAAUCAUUUCCAUGAACAUCGUGGCGAGAAGUUCGGUCGUCGUGGAUUCCCAAUUCCAGAAACUGACAGUCAACAACCACCCAACUACAAGACUCGUCUUUGCAUGAUGCACGCAUCUGGAAUCAAACCAUGUGAUAUGGGUGCUCGAUGCAAGUUUGCUCAUGGGCUCAAAGAGCUCAGAGCUACUGAUGCUCCGGCUCGCUAUCCGAACAACAAGUACAAGACAAAGCUGUGCAAGAACUUUGCGCGUGGAGGAACUGGAUUCUGCCCGUAUGGACUUCGUUGCGAGUUUGUUCAUCCAACGGACAAGGAAUUCCAGAAUAUUCCUCCAUAUCAGCGCAUGUCUCACGAUGACCAGGAUUACGACCAGGAUGUCAUUCCAGAAGACUACGUUGUCGCUAGACAUCAGCCACGAUUCAUGCGUACAGGUGGAAGAGCUACCACGCCGACCAAAGUGAUGCUCAAACAUCGAAAUGUGGCAGGCUCAAUGAUGUGCCUCUCCAAUGCUGGUCGCGAUCUUCAAGCCGGAGGUGAUUACAAUCAACCGGAAUCCAACGAAGACGACUUGCCACCACACUUGAGACGGAAUCGCAGAGAAAAUCCACCGAUGAACAAGCGUCGCACAUCUCUCAGCACGAAGUGGACAUCUGAGGAAAAUCUCGGACUAAGAGGACACUAUUAGGUUGUAUGUUACCACACGAAAUUGCUUUUUCAUGUACUAUUGUCUGUACAUACCGCCCUCUCUUUUUCCUCUACACAACUUUUUUUUACAAAUUCAUUCAAGCUUUGACCACCCAAUCACACAAACCUCUAAUCAAAAUCAUCUAAAUUUUCAUACUCUACUAAUUUCGAAGUAAUCAGGUCUCAGCUUUUCAACAACAUUUUUACCAGCUUUCUUGUGCCUUUUUACCCGAUUUUCCCACAUAGCAAAAUUUAUCUUUAUCCGGAUUUUAUUCCCAAUAUGUUUUUUUUAUCAAAUCCCACCCCAAUUGUUUACCAUUUCACCAUUCCUGGCCCCAAAUCACUUUGUGAGUCCACCCAACAUAAUCUAAUAUAGAAUGUUGACAUCCAGCCUCCUCCCACCUCUUACCCUCAAAUACUAUCUAGCAUGUCGGCCCUUGAUCGGCUGACAAUAUAUAUAGUUUAUUUUUCUUUCCCCUUCCUCAAUUUUUCCAUCUCCCCACCGCCCAAAGAGUUCUUCCAUAGAGAUUGUUCAAACUCCAAUAAAUGGUGCAAAGAUUAU
This is a messenger RNA of Caenorhabditis elegans, 1975 nucleotides long. RefSeq names its product Zinc finger protein mex-5 (gene mex-5). Gene Ontology annotation, molecular function: mRNA binding; metal ion binding. Gene Ontology annotation, cellular component: cytoplasm; P granule. Gene Ontology annotation, biological process: negative regulation of translation. The coding region runs from base 8 to 1414 and encodes 468 amino acids. The record is from RefSeq and is marked reviewed. The transcript is spliced from 5 exons. NCBI's taxonomy places the organism in Eukaryota, Metazoa, Nematoda, Chromadorea, Rhabditida, Rhabditidae.